AUGACGCCAAAAAGGAUACAGAACUGUUCUGAGAUGCGGAUGAAGUUUAACGCGGGUCCUGCUAUUUACAGCAAGGAUAUUGCGGAAAGAGAUGUAAACAGAUUAAAGGUACCUUAAAGAUCUCACAAAUGAUUUUAAACCUCUGGCACAUAUACAUCAAAAACCGGAUGGGGGCUUUACCUUCUUACCUUUAAAACAUUUGCAGAGCAAGGUCGACAUCGUGGUUGUCUAUAUUCACUGGGGUAGAGAACUAUUCUUGAAACCAGUUCCAUACCAGCUUCAAGUGACUGAUCAUCUGCUGUCCCUGGGAGUACACUUAAUCAUUGGCUCACACUCCCACGUGAUUCAGCCACAUAGUAUCCAUGGCAACAGGCUGGUAAAGUUCGGUUUGGGCAACUUCUUCUUUCCUCCUGCUCGUGUUCUUGGUGGUAAUGAUCCGGUAAUGUAUCCUUUUAUUUUAAGAGUUCCCUAAAAGUGAAUUUCUACUAUCGCACAAUUUUACGUGUGUAUUUGAUAAAAUAGAGACAAUGCAUGAAAUGUCGCGCGUAAACGUAAUAAUUGAACUUUGCUCUUUUUUCUGGGUGUACUUCUCAAUUAAAAAUUUAAGUAUUAAUUUGUGUAUUUUUAGAUUAUUAUAGAUUCUUUUUACCUAGAUAACCUGAUAUGGUGUAAAAAACUAUGUUGUGACGUCAUCCAAAUGACAACGCGAUCUUGAGAGUAAAUGAAAUGGCUUAAACUGAAGUUAGGCUAAGGAAAGGACGCUUUAUAACAAAAAAUAGUUGCGCAGAAAAAUUUGGGAAAACUAUAGGAAGAAGGGGGGAAGGAAUGCGAUCAUUUCUGAUCAUGAUUGAUGGUUCCUUUUCCAGAGGAUCUACGGUAGAUUAGGAUCAAAACCAGACGAAGAUCUAAUCGCCAUUUACGAAAAACUUGCUCUAGGAGACGGUGAAUUUUUCAAAACAAGUCAGCUCUUUCGAGUGAAAGUUUCAAGGUAAGCUUGCGUAUAAAGGCUGCCAAUAGUUAAUACUGAUCCAAGUAUAGGCAAAAUUAUCUAGAAGAAAACCUUCCCUAGUUAAGCGAAGAGUCUUUGAACCAACUUCAAAGUAAUUCAAAACUGAGCUUAAGUUUACUCACUGUUUCGGUAAUUAGAGUUCGGUAUCUAAACCUUCUUCAUAACACAAAAAGAUGUCCUUUCCCGUUAGUGAUUUUUGGAAAAACUAGAUUUAAAACGUAUUAUCCAUUAUUUAGUUACAUAUUCUGGGCCUGGAUUCACGAUAAUGUGUUUGCUGAUAGAGCGGUUUUCAUUUGAGUGUCGAAAAGUAAUUGGUUUUGCACUUUCUACACGAUGCGAUUGGCUUAAAAGAUUCGCGCCACCUUUUCAUCCAAUCAGAAGUAAAACCAAAGCCAAUUUUGACGCGCUCGCAUGCAUUUUCCCGCGCUUUGCGUCAGCCACAUGUAAUUACUUCGAGUUUUGAUUGGUUCAAUGUAUUGUCUGUGUCCUAUGUGAUUGGCCAGAGUAAUUACUUUGGUUUUGGUUUUACGACACUCAAACGAAAACCACUCUAAUGUGUUUGCUGACUAAUGACAGUCAAAACCGAACUAAAAAGGACGAAUCCCUGGAGGUGCUGAGUGUGUUUUCGAUGCCAUCAUGGCAAUAAAAAAUAAUGUUUCACUUGCUUUGGCCUGACUGGUCUGAUUUUAUAUUAAUGUAUCGACUAUCUCUUACAGAAAAGGUGUGGAAUUUGCCGAUUAUUUGCCAGUAAAACUUGCGUUUGACUCAGCAAAGAAACAAGUGUACAUUAAACCCGAAAAUGAUUUACUCUGGAUUGAAGUUUGUAGUGACGAGGACCCACAGUGUCAAAGAUCGAAUACUUAG
Messenger RNA from Porites evermanni, 1873 nucleotides. Lineage: Eukaryota; Metazoa; Cnidaria; Anthozoa; Scleractinia; Poritidae. The record is from the annotation of a GenBank genome assembly.